ACCGUCAUGAGCAACAAUUUUACCGGCUGCGCGUAUAAGUGCUGGAGGGCUCCAAUGGAUUUGCGUCGCGUCGAUUGUGUGCUUGUUUACUCGAGCCGUCCCCAGAAUCAACAAUGCUGGGAUUGCGAAUUCCUCUGACCCUCGCCCUCGCGGGUGCGGUUGCAUGCUCUGGAUACUAUCCAGCUGAAUCCGCGAACGACAUCCAUUUCCGCGACAAUCUACGCAAGCGAGCGGCGAAUGGAACUGCCUUCAAUGGACCCUACAAAACGAGCGGAAGGGACAUUGUCGAUGCCAAUGGAAACAAGGUGGUGUGGGCCGGUGUCAAUUGGCCGAUGAGUGGCGAGACUAUGAUUCCCGAGGGUCUUGAAUGGGCAUCUGCGGAAGACAUUGUCGACGACAUUCUCGGCGUUGGAUUCAACUACAUCCGCAUGGGAUAUGCCAUCGAGAUGAUUGACCAAGUGUACGAUCGAAACGGAACCGACGUCCCGCUCGAAGUCGCCAUGAUCAAUGCCCUUGGCUAUGUCAACGGCACAAAGGUGACCAACGAGAUCAUCGCCAAAAACCCCGGCUGGACGUCGCAGACAACUCGAUUCGAGAUCUGGAGCGACAUCGCCCGCAUUGCUGCGACCAAGGGCGUCUUCAUCAGCCCAGACGUCCACACCGGAAAGGCGAAAUGGUGCUGCUCGCACACCGACGGAAACAGCUGGUUCGACGACAUCCAGUUCCCAGCCGAAACCUGGCGCCGUGGCCUCGCAUACGUUGCCAACUGGGCAAAGGACCACGAGAACAUCGUCAGCAUGUCCCUCCGCAACGAAUUGCGCGACUCGUUCAACGACACUACUUUGAUGUACAACUGGCAGACCCUUGCAGGAAACAUGACGCAGGGUGCUGAUGCAAUCCACGAGGCAAACAAGGACAUCUUGAUCCUCUGGUCCGGCAUGCAGUACGCGCAAGAUCUAUCCGCAUUGACAACCGGCAGCAACCUCCUCACCGCCCCAUGCUACAAAUGCGCCGCUAUCCGCGAUGCGCGUCGCCGAACCCCCGAAUACUUCAACCUCGACGACCACCCCUGGGCCGACAAGGUCGUCUGGGAGAUUCACCUCUACUCCAUGAGCGAGGACCAAGACACCGGAACAUGCCCUAUCAUCGAAGCCGGACUGUACAGGAACGGCUUCAACGCCCUGGGUAUAGACCCUCCCGCAGCGUGCAACGUCACAAACGACUGCCCUAGGGCCGUCCGCGAGACACCAGUCAUCAUCUCGGAGUUCGGUGGUGCGCAGGACGAGACUAUCUUCAAUCAUACGCUUAACAACUGCCUGCGCGAUUACACGGUCAAGCAUGGCAUUAGCUGGAUGAUGUGGUCGAUUGCCGGAUCGUACAGAAUUAGAUCCGGCGUUCAGGGUAUGUCAGAUACGUGGGCUUUGACGAAUGCAAAGUGGGAUGGCUGGAAUUAUGAUAGGGGAAUUGAGGAGUUCUGGAAGCCGUGGGUGAAGGCUAUGAACAUUGGGGGGUCGAAAUAGAUGUGUAGG
Molecule: messenger RNA, 1529 nt
Organism: Aaosphaeria arxii CBS 175.79
Lineage: Eukaryota; Fungi; Ascomycota; Dothideomycetes; Pleosporales
Product: glycoside hydrolase family 5 protein
Exons: 2
Coding region: 114-1520 (468 amino acids)
Source: RefSeq, a predicted model, not a curated record